This is a messenger RNA of Leptopilina boulardi, 1883 nucleotides long. RefSeq names its product GTP-binding protein SAR1b (gene Sar1). Gene Ontology annotation, molecular function: GTP binding; GTPase activity. The coding region runs from base 255 to 836 and encodes 193 amino acids. The transcript has 6 exons. Gene Ontology annotation, biological process: membrane organization; vesicle organization; endoplasmic reticulum to Golgi vesicle-mediated transport. Gene Ontology annotation, cellular component: endoplasmic reticulum exit site; COPII vesicle coat. The record is from RefSeq and is a predicted model, not a curated record. Lineage: Eukaryota; Metazoa; Arthropoda; Insecta; Hymenoptera; Figitidae.
CGUGCCACUGCCAACUAACGAGCUCGUUACGAGCUGCGCUUUUCAACGGGGAAAAGUGACUUUUCUCCGUAUCAUCAGAUCUUCGUUAAAUUUUGCACGCUAAGUACGUCAUUCAGUGAAGCGUAAUUUUUAUUUACAAUUGUGUGCAGUGUCAAAUUUUUUAUCCAUCUUGUAAAACUAGUUUCCCUUCUGGUGCUAGUGCCCCAGAGUCAUCUUAAAGUAGCCGUAAGCUCGUCAAAUAAAAAUUCACGAAUAUGUUUAUUUGGGAUUGGUUCACUGGAGUCUUGGGUUAUCUUGGAUUAUGGAAGAAAAGUGGCAAACUUUUGUUUCUUGGCCUGGAUAAUGCAGGCAAAACAACACUACUUCACAUGCUCAAAGACGACCGAUUAGCUCAACAUGUACCUACAUUGCACCCAACCUCGGAAGAGCUGUCGAUCGGCAAUAUGAGGUUCACAACAUUUGACCUCGGUGGUCACACUCAAGCUCGUAGAGUUUGGAAAGAUUAUUUCCCAGCUGUAGACGCAAUUGUUUUUCUUGUCGACGCUAGCGAUAGGAAACGAUUGACAGAAUCGAGAAAUGAAUUGGAUGCGCUAAUGACUGAUGAACAGCUUAGUAUUUGUCCGUUGCUAGUUUUGGGUAACAAGAUUGACAAACCCGGUGCAGCAUCCGAAGACGAACUUAGAACUUUCUUUAAUCUUUAUGGGCAAACGACUGGAAAAGGCAAGGUUGCACGUAACGAUAUUCCUGGUCGUCCUUUAGAACUUUUCAUGUGCUCCGUUCUCAAAAGGCAAGGAUACGGUGAAGGUUUUCGCUGGUUAGCGCAGUACAUCGACUGAACAAAAAGAAAUGAAAAAAAAAACCUAAUAACAGUUGAAACACUCCAUUUUUUCCAGUAAUUUAUUACUUUCCCACUAUUUGAGCUCUUAAUUCCUUCGGCAUUUAGCAGUGCUAAUGCCACGUGGACAUUUUUUUGCUUAACAAAACAAAGCAAAAUAUUACAUCUCAAAAGGCAAAAAAAAAAAAUAAAUAAGUAGGGAAAGUACAAUCUUACGACAGAAUUAUAACCGAAUGACGGCUUUGUGACCAUUUGAAUUAGUGAAUUUAUGACCUAUUUAAAUUUAACUAUUAAUUAUCCGGUUGAACUAUGCGUACGUAAAAAUAUUAACGUCGCAUAGAAAUACCACCUAGAAUUGUUUUCCUUUUUGUUUUUUCUUAAUGUUUAUUUAACAAAUUUCUCAACGUUUCAGAGCUCGUCUAAUUAAAAAAAAAGUGCUGUGAAUGUUGACGAUAUUUAAAGAAAACGAAACGAACAUUUUGAUAAAUAAAAUACUAUUAAAAAAAAAAAGAAGUCCAACAUCCUUGGCGAUUUUUUGGUUUCUUUUUUCUCUCAUAUAAAUGUUAAUCGCGAUUUAACUGCCGUUUUUUCAAAAACAACUUUCUACUUUUGUCAGGAUUUGAUUAUAAGUCCCUUUUUAGUUAAUAUCUGUUUUGCUCGAGUUUUUUUUUCAAAUUCAUUUAUGCGGUGAAUGACGUUUUCAUUAUUGUACAGAAAUAGUUUUGCUGAUGUUUGAUUUAGGUUUCUAAAAAAAAAAAAACAACAACAACAAACGAGUUCGAUGCACAUACAGAAUUGUAAAUACCAAACGUAAUUUCUUGAUUCAUUUUACGAAAAAUGCAAUCUUAAAAAAAAAAAACGCCUUUCUUUAAACUGGAAUCAAGUCAAAUCUAUGUUAAUUUUUAUUUAUUUUGUUGUAACGUCUUUUUCGUAAGGUGUGCCAGAGAUAAGCGAAUGAGUCAAGAAUGUUUGUUAUAAAUAAUUGGUUUUUAAUAAAAAAAAAAAAAAAUGUUCAGAAUUUUAUAAAAUUUGCUUUUUAUCAACAGUA